This is a messenger RNA of Spodoptera litura, 1607 nucleotides long. RefSeq names its product surfeit locus protein 1 (gene Surf1). Gene Ontology annotation, biological process: mitochondrial respiratory chain complex IV assembly. Lineage: Eukaryota; Metazoa; Arthropoda; Insecta; Lepidoptera; Noctuidae. Gene Ontology annotation, cellular component: membrane; mitochondrion. The record is from RefSeq and is a predicted model, not a curated record.
UAAUAUUGACAUUAGUUUUGCUUCAAGUCAAGCAAGCUGAGACUAAAAUUAAGUUUUCAUUAAUGUGCUUAUUGACCAAGUACUAAAAAUGAUUACUAUGGUUAGAAACAUGGUUAUGCCUACGCAUCAAUUAAUAAAUAAUUAUCACAGCUUAAAUAUUUCUGUAAAGGUUAGGACGAUGAUACGAUUUAACAGUACAGUGGCCAAUGCUCUUCGGGCUCAGCAGAGAGUUAGGCCUAAAAAAGAACACGGCCAGGUUUUCAAAUGGAUAUUAUUGAUGCUUCCAGUCGGCUCAUUUGGUUUAGGUUGCUGGCAAGUGUACCGACUUCAAUGGAAACUUGGGCUUAUUGAAAUGAUGCAAUCUAAAACCAAUGCAACACCUGUACCCAUGCCCAGCGACUAUUCCAAACUGGACAAUAUGGAAUACAUGCCUGUAAAAGUCAAAGGUCAAUUUCUUCAUGAUAAAGAAAUUCUUAUUGGACCAAGAGCACUGAUUGAGCCAGAUUCACCUUUCCCAAGAACAGGAUCCUUAGUGUCGGACCCCAAACGGAAUCAAGGAUGGUUGGUAAUAACUCCAUUCAAGAUGGCUGAAACAGGAGAGAUAAUACUAAUCAACCGCGGCUGGGUUCAUCAAAAUCUACGAGCUAAAGAAAAACGAGAACCAUCUAUGGUGAAGGGAGACGUUGAGAUAGUUGGCGUCGUGCGAUUAACAGAAAAACGGGCACCAUUUAUGCCAAAGAACAAUCCAGAAAAGGGCUCAUGGUUUUGUAGAGACCUGGAACAAAUGAGUGAGUACCUGGGGUGUGCUCCCGUUUGGCUGGAUGCUCGAGGUAUACCAGAUCCGCCAGAAGGUUGGCCUAUCCCUAAUCAGACAAGAGUGACUUUGAGGAAUGAGCAUCUUUCUUAUGUUGUGACUUGGUAUUCAUUAUCAUUAGCAACGGCAUUUAUGUGGCACCGAAGUUUUAUUAGGAAAUUACCUUUACUGUAAAUGUUAUGUUUAGUUAAGUCAAAUGUAUUUUUAGUUAUGUAUGAGAUUUGCAGUUAUGUGUCAGUUCAUGGAAAAAAAUCUAGUCCUAUAACACACGGCGAUUAUAAUAGCAGUAUCAUAGUGAAUGUGCAUUAGUUAAAAAUUACACUUUUAACAAUGAAAUAUCUCUGUUGCAACUAAAUGGUCCUUUUGAGGCUGCUCCUUCCAUUACCGCUGUUCUAAAAUAUUGAUAGAUAUUUGAUUUAUUUUUAUUCUUGGGUACCUAGCACUGUAAUUUAUUUUCCAAAAUAUAUUAUGUGACCUUAUAAAACAUUUUUUACCAUGUAAAGGCACCAUAACAAAAGAACCACACAUAAUGCAUUUAACUCGUCGAGUACCGGUUUUGCAGACACAAUUAUAGAACAAUAGGUUGCGGUCACCGGUGACCGCUUGGUAUUUGACAGUUUAAACUGAACUUACGUUGAUACAUACAGUUGAUACAAAAACCUAAAAUUCGAUUUUGUGUAUGUUAUGUCGUAACUGUAAUUUUAUAUAUACAUAGUUAGAUAGUCAUAAAUUGUAUAAUAGUACUUUUUAAUUGUUUAGUCAGAUGUUAACUAGAGAAUUAAUAAAAAUAUUU